Molecule: messenger RNA, 3163 nt
Organism: Anneissia japonica
Lineage: Eukaryota; Metazoa; Echinodermata; Crinoidea; Comatulida; Comatulidae
Product: mothers against decapentaplegic homolog 4-like
Exons: 12
Coding region: 388-2292 (634 amino acids)
Biological process (GO): regulation of transcription by RNA polymerase II; transforming growth factor beta receptor signaling pathway; BMP signaling pathway
Cellular component (GO): heteromeric SMAD protein complex
Molecular function (GO): RNA polymerase II cis-regulatory region sequence-specific DNA binding; I-SMAD binding; DNA-binding transcription factor activity, RNA polymerase II-specific
Source: RefSeq, a predicted model, not a curated record
AAAGAGUAGUCGCUAUGUCUAGCCACUGUAUGUUCGAGUUUGCUUUCCGUUUUGGCUUAUAUUUCUGGGGUCAAUUUAGUAUUAUUUCCUAUCAUUAAUUUAAUACAAAAGUACAGGAAGUUGUUUAUUGUUAGCAUUACACUGGUACGCAUUAAAACAAAAUUGAUGCCUUUGGCAGGAGCAUCGAAAUGGAUUCGUUUUGAUGGUGUUUAAUCUUCUGUUUUCCCUGAUGUCAAAUAUCGGCGGCGUUUGACGGCGUGUUCUUCUCCUGUGGAAUCGAGGUUCGGGCCUUCCUUUGGGGCUAGCUAGCCUACGACGUUUCACGCCAUUUAUACGUCAUUUAGGGUCAUUUUGGCACUAACCUUGCUUCUUACUGAUUUAAGUGAAAUGUCAGUCCAAGGAUUUAAUCCAAGUUUAGAGAUGAUGGCACCAGCCCCCACAAGUGCAGAUGCCUGUCUAAGUAUUGUGCACAGUCUAAUCUGCCAUAGGCAAGGUGGAGAACCAGAGAGCUUUGCCAAACGUGCCAUUGAGAGUCUUGUGAAAAAGUUGAAAGAGAAACGUGAUGAACUGGACAGUCUAAUCACUGCCAUCACUACAAAUGGAGCUCACCCUAGUAAAUGUGUCACCAUUCAAAGAACACUGGAUGGCCGCUUACAGGUUGCUGGAAGGAAAGGAUUUCCUCAUGUUAUUUAUGCAAGAAUAUGGCGUUGGCCAGAUUUGCACAAAAAUGAACUCAAACACCUGAAAUUCUGUCAAUUUGCUUUUGACCUGAAGUGUGAUAGUGUGUGCGUUAAUCCCUACCACUAUGAACGCAUUGUUUCGCCAGGUAUUGAUUUGUCUGGACUAACACUUCAACAUACAGCUCCUCCUACUCGUCUAGUAAAGGAUGAAUUUGCUAAUGAAUGCGUGCAGGUUGAACAACACAACAUCUCCCAUCCACCUCUCCCAACUCCCAAUGGAAUGGGAAUGUCGGGUUCAGGUAGUCAUGUGCAAGGAAUGAGUCCCGGAAUGAUGGGAAACUUCCAGAGGAUGAUGUCACCUGCUUCUCACCAACCUCGGGCUCCAGGACCAGUUCAUAUUGGACAGCAGUCGCUACCCCCUACUUCACUUCAGGGCCACUCCUCGGGCUACCAAGUCUCAUCAACAGCUACAAGACCAGGAGAUUCACCAAGGAUUGGUUCUGUUGGGCCUUUGUCUAGGCCUCCGGGACCUGUAAUGCAGCAGUCGAGCCCUAGACCUCAAGGGCAAGCAUUCAGAUCUGAUGCUUCUCCAUCGCCACAAAUCUUGCCACAGGCCUCGGCCCCAGCGACUCAGCAGCAACAACAGCAGCAGCAGCAAAACCCACCACAACACCCUUCUCCAUCUACCUCAGGGCCUCCGGGUCCAGCAUCCCCAACGGGUAGCAAUCCUCAAACACCUUCUCGAGUUCUAGGUAGUACAGCUGCAUGGAGGCCAUCUCCUAGCAGUACAGGUCCAUUUAAUCAGAGUAGCAAUGGACCGAAUUCCAACACCCCUGGACCCUACUGGAACCAGGCCAACCAACUACAGACUGAUAUGACAUUGAAUACGCCAAUCUCAUCACAUCCAGGCCCUGAACACUGGUGUUCUAUUGCCUACUUUGAACUGGACACUCAGGUUGGUGAGAUAUUUAAAGUACCAUCAAACUGCUCAACUGUAACAAUUGAUGGCUAUGUGGAUCCAUCAGGACUAGAGAGGUUUUGUCUCGGCCAGCUAUCCAAUGUCCACAGAACAGAAGCUAGUGAGCGAGCCAGGUUACACAUUGGCAAGGGUGUCCAGCUUGAUCUUAGAGGAGAGGGUGAUGUUUGGGUGCGCUGCCUGAGUGAUCACGCUGUGUUUGUGCAAAGCUACUAUUUGGACCGUGAAGCUGGUAGAGCACCAGGGGAUGCUGUUCAUAAGAUAUAUCCUAGCGCUUAUAUCAAGGUAUUUGAUCUUCGUCAGUGCCAUGCCCAAAUCAGGCAGCAAGUAGCUACAGCUCAAGCAGCGGCUGCAGCCCAAGCAGCUGCCGUGGCCGGUCAUGUUCCAGGCCCUCAAUCUGUGGGUGGUAUCGCAUCAGCAGUCAGGUAUUCAGCUGCUGCUGGUAUAGGGGUUGAUGACCUCCGAAGACUCUGUAUUCUUAGGAUGAGUUUUGUGAAGGGAUGGGGUCCGGACUACCCAAGGCAGAGCAUUAAACAGACUCCAUGUUGGAUUGAGAUCCACUUGCAUCGAGCACUACAACUCUUGGAUGAAGUCUUGCAUACUAUGCCUCUGAUGGAGCCGAGACCGAUGGAUUAAUUAACAAAUGUAUCGCUCUGUACAUAGCAUUUUUAUCCUGCUUAUCAUUGGACAAGUCAUUACUGAUGUUAAAUACACAGUAUCUGAAAUAGGUUUUUUAUUUGGGGGUGGGGGAAUGUUGAUUUUCUUACUAUAAUGAUGGUAGGUUAUGCCAAAUAUUAUUUAAAACGAUGCACAAAAUGCCUAAAGUGUGCAUUCCAUAGACUGUUUUUGUUUUUUAUUGUACAAAAGUUGUGUAAUUGUCAGUGGAAUUAAUUUUUUUUAUAAUUUUAGAUUCCUAUGUAUGCUUAAUUCUCUAAAAUAUUAAUGUUUCAAUAAUUGUCAUCAAUUUCAUGAAAGUACCAUAUCUUCAAAAUCAUGUCAAAAUACGGAAUUUUGUAGUGUGCCAUUGUUUGUUUUUUUCAUGUUAAUUAUUAUGUUCAUAUCCAUAAAAUCAUGUAAAAGUAAAAAAUAUCUUUUGUUUACAUGGGGGUUUUGUUGUCUUUUCUACAAAUUCAUAUCAACGAAAGUAAUGAAAUUGGUAAAGCAUUUGUAGAUUGUGCUGUCUUUCUUAUAUGAUGGCAACUUCAAAUUUUAUAUGUAUUAUAUUUUAUUUUAAUAUUAUAUCAAAUCAGAGUUGCAUUAUAAAACACAUUUUGAGAAUACUAUUUAACUUCCAAAUCAUGCUAAUUAAUUAGAAAUAAAGUCAUGAUUAUUAAUUAUAAAAUGAAUAGAAUUUGCCGGUCAGCAGUAUAGACGAUAGGAGCAAUUUUGCUGCCCUGAUUUGUAAAUACAUUGCAUGUUCCUGUCCUCCUUUUUUGUAUUGUAAAUGCUUUUAUUAAGAAAAAAACUGAUUAAAUGAUCAUCCCGGUAGGAGAUGGAAGUGCCGUAA